Molecule: messenger RNA, 3587 nt
Organism: Dreissena polymorpha
Lineage: Eukaryota; Metazoa; Mollusca; Bivalvia; Myida; Dreissenidae
Exons: 2
Coding region: 7-1128 (373 amino acids)
Molecular function (GO): protein binding
Source: RefSeq, a predicted model, not a curated record
ACUACAAUGAUAUACAACAAAAAUGACCCUGAAUCAUCGGGCACAUCCAAACCAGGCCGGUUGGGCGAGGAAGUAUCUGGAAUACAUAGCAAGGCUGGAACAAACCCAGUAAUGAAAGUGAAGGAAACUAAACAUAACGCCACACAAAGCAAUAUAGCUUCAGCAACUCGCAAAACAAUAUCAAGUGACCUACAUAAAACCAGCAGUAUGAACAUAUCAUCGCAGAAGUGUGAUCCAAACCAACUCAUAACGGUGAACAGUAGUAAGAUGACUACAGUUAGAAUGAAGAAAGAUUCAGAGACGUGCUAUAUAUCCGGUAUAUGUGAGACAGCUACUGGAGAACUCCUCGUAACAGACUGGAACAACAGCAGGAUUAAGAUUCUGGACAAGUCCCUCAAGGUCACUGACCACUGUGACCUUCCUGGAAAACCAUGGUCCACGUGCAUCAUUGACUCCAGUUUAUUGGCUGUUGCUCUGAAUAGCUGGGAAGUCCACUUCAUCAGACUCAAAAAAACUUUGUUAGGACUGAGCAGUCUGAAGUUGCAACAUGACGAGACAUUUAAGCUCCCACAUUCCAUAAUGGGUAUUUACCACCACCAGGGCAACCUUUAUGUUACGUCCGGCACAGCUCUGUACCACUACAAGAUUGAUGGGAGACGACUGAUGACGUGUGACGUGAAAAAGAUGUAUGAAGAUACAAAAGGUGGAAUGACCGUCACCUCCUGUGCAGUGAGUGCUGACGGAGAAAGGAUAUAUGUGGUUAAUUGGAAACAACGCCAGUUGGUAACGCUAACAAGGGAUGGCAACGUGGUAUCCACACGGAAAAACCGUGCUCUACGCUGGGGCAACCUGGUGGUGCUUCCGGGCCUCCAUGUAAUGGACUCAGGACAAGUUUUGAUAUGUGGCAUGGAAUCCCACACUAUUCUUCAGGUUGACAGGGAUGGACAACAGAGAAUGGCAGCGGUUGUAACAGAGGAGGAUGGUGUUCACUGGCCGAUAUCUGUGUACUACAGAAAGAAUAAAGAAUUGCUUAUUGUGGGAAUGAAGGACAAUGACAACAUUAUGUUGUUUGACAAAGAGCCACUGAUUGAAGAGCUUAGCUGGAGCUUUAACAAACAAAAAACAUAAAAAAAAUAUUGACUAUUAUAUUUAUGUUAUUUGUCACAAUAGCAACAUUUUAAUACAUAUAUGUUUAUCAUUUAACCGAAUUGCUGUACACAAUAUGUUUUCCAUUAAUAUAGUUUUGAAUAUCACAUAACUAUGCACUUAUAUGACGUACAACAUUUGUUUUAACAUCAAGGACUUUUAUAUUUAGAUUAGUACUCGAAUAAAGUGUUUAUGACUUAAAAAUAUGUUAUAUAACGGGAUAAUGUGAGAUUAAACCGUAUGCAAUUCGUGUAUUGUAUGCACUUAUUUCUUUCAAAGCUUGUAUCAAAGCAAGCAAACACGAGUACAUAAAGUAAGAAGCCUUGAUUGUUUAUUAACAGUUUAAUAUCACUGACAAUCUCGUGUUCUUCGAUUCAAAGGUAACUGUAUUCAUUAUAUCAAGUCCUCUUUCUACAUUGCUUCCUUGUAAAGUUUGUACAAUUACAAGCAAGUAGAUUAAUCUGAAGUCAUGAUGGUUCAUUAAUAGUUGAAUAUCAGACACGAAAAAAAACAAUUUAGUAAUACAACUUUCAGUAAGAAAUAUUUGUUUUAAUUAAUAUGUAUUGAUUCCUUUGUUACAUUUAUGGAUUGUGCAUCAACAGGCUUGAAUGGGGCAAGUUUGUAAAGACACAUGGUAGUCAGAUAUAGACUCUGAAGUUUUGAAAAGACUAAACCGGUAUUCAUAUUUUACUCUCUUCUGCACGUAGAUGUGAUAUCGGAAUCGGUAAAAUUAUUUUUACCGUUUACUGCCAUUUCUUAGUACGAUAAUUUUAGGCAGUUGUUAAAAUUAAUAUGCAUUUAGAAGUCUUUCCUUGCGUUUAAUCUUCAAGAGAUGUCUUAAGAAAUUCGUUUUCUUUGCUAAAUUCAAUAUGCGAGUUUUUCAAACAAACUUUUAACAAGAUGAAGUCCGACUUAACUUGUUUCUGCUAUAGUUAGUAUUUCAAAAACAUGGUACCGGAUCAGAAAUGAAUUAUUCUUGUGUCCCGACAAUAUUCUGGAUAACUAUUAACAUUUUAUUUUCGGGACCAUUUUAUUGGUGUUAUUAUAGACACAUGAUCUAAUGAUUUAACCAACAAAUGGUAAAUUAAAUCCACCUUGCACAUAACAACAAUAAAGACAAUGAUUGUAUUUUGAUUCAAACCACAUGUGUAUAUAUGUAUGGGUUCAUUCAGUGCUGUUAUAAUGCAACUCACUUUUUCUUGGCUUUAGCUGCGCAUACACGCUAGCUUUUGUAUAUAUGCUUAUGUGAUACCGUCUUGACUUCAUUUCAGCAUGGACAUGCCUAUAUUGUCCCGCGUGUUAUAAUUUAAAUUCUUUCUUAUGAUGUAUCAAUAUAAUAUGUAUGACUGUUUGUCAAUUUUAAAAUGUAACCAUUGUCAGCUAGUUCAUAAAAUAAUGGCGCCCAUCUAUUUAUGCCAUUUAAACGUGUGAAGUACAGAUAGUGUGUUUCUAUUAAACGGCUGUUGUUCUGUUAUUCUAUGAAAAUGUAAUAAAACCAGCAAAAAUAAUGUUUGGUAGAUUAUAUAUAAUGUUACCUUAGAGAUUUUGUUACGAAUCAAACUAAAUGCCGAGCUUUAUAACGCUUUUUUCAUAAAUGCUUUGAACGGUUUAUAAUACAUUAAGCAUCGAUUUCACAGAAGUUGCAAAAUUAGCAUCGGUUUUUAUCUAUUAAGCUUUUCUCAAAAGCUGAUGGCAUUGUUUUACUUAUUUUGUUUAUAGCGUUAUGCUGUGAAAUUAUUUUAAAUCACCAUAAGUUAGCAUGUUCUUAAGUUAACACGAAUGUACUGCAUAUACUAACAUCAUUCACGUGCGUAUGCUAGCUGUUCAGACUAGACCGUCGUUGGUUGACAUAUUAUAUGAGUACCGGUAUGUGAAUGUUUGUUGUAUACUAAAUUGGAAUAUUAAAAUAAAACAGUAUUGGUAAUAUAAACACAUCUUGUUUCCAUAAUAUUCGUUGCAUGACAGCAACCAUUUAAGUAUAUUCAUUGCAGACUAUGAUUUAACAAGAGCUACAAAGUGGCCAGUUGUUUUAAAUUGCGACAUAAUUUUUAAAAUGCAGAAAAUGGGUGACGAAAUAAAUAAAUACCCAGCAAGAGAACUGUAUUUAUAAAAUAUGUCAAUUGCAUACGAAUAGUAUGUUGUGCCUUUACAUAAUGUGAUUAGAUAUUGAUAAGUAUCGUUUAUCAUCUUAAUGAUAAUAUUGGCCCGUCAUGCAGAGAUUGUGGUUCAAGUUGUUUUUUCCUUAGGAUGAGGAUAUUACCAUAAGUGCACCAAAUGUAAUGGUAUUAAUUUUGAUAACUUUUAAGAUGUAAAACGCAUUAUGUCCCAAAGCGUUAUUUAUUUGCAGGGUAUCUGUGUGCAAUGCAUGAUGAAAAGGCACUAAAUCACAACUUCUAAACUUCACAUUGGAUUUCUGUGUGUUUUCCAUUAUGUUCGUUUAA